Molecule: messenger RNA, 3918 nt
Organism: Schistocerca nitens (vagrant locust)
Lineage: Eukaryota; Metazoa; Arthropoda; Insecta; Orthoptera; Acrididae
Exons: 3
Coding region: 1-3918 (1305 amino acids)
Source: RefSeq, a predicted model, not a curated record
AUGGCGGAGGCGGAGGAGGAGGCGGAGGAGGAGGAGGCGGAGGAGGAGGAGGCGGAGGAGGAGGAGGCGGAGGAGGAGGAGGCGGAGGAGGAGGAGGCGGAGGAGGAGGAGGCGGAGGAGGAGGAGGCGGAGGAGGAGGAGGCGGAGGAGGAGGAGGCGGAGGAGGAGGCGGAGGAGGAGGAGGCGGAGGAGGAGGCGGAGGAGGAGGAGGCGGAGGAGGAGGAGGCGGAGGAGGAGGCGGAGGAGGAGGCGGAGGAGGAGGCGGAGGAGGAGGCGGAGGAGGAGGCGGCGGAGGAGGCGGCGGAGGAGGCGGCGGAGGAGGCGGCGGAGGAGGCGGCGGAGGAGGCGGCGGAGGAGGCGGCGGAGGAGGCGGCGGAGGAGGCGGCGGAGGAGGCGGCGGAGGAGGCGGCGGAGGAGGCGGCGGAGGAGGCGGCGGAGGAGGCGGCGGAGGAGGCGGCGGAGGAGGAGGCGGCGGAGGAGGCGGCGGAGGAGGCGGCGGAGGAGGCGGAGGCGGCGGAGGAGGAGGCGGCGGAGGAGGCGGCGGAGGAGGCGGCGGAGGAGGCGGCGGAGGAGGCGGCGGAGGAGGCGGCGGAGGAGGCGGCGGAGGAGGCGGCGGAGGAGGCGGCGGAGGAGGCGGCGGAGGAGGCGGCGGAGGAGGCGGCGGAGGAGGCGGCGGAGGAGGCGGCGGAGGAGGAGGCGGCGGAGGAGGCGGCGGAGGAGGCGGCGGAGGAGGAGGCGGCGGAGGAGGCGGCGGAGGAGGCGGCGGAGGAGGAGGCGGAGGAGGAGGCGGCGGAGGAGGAGGCGGCGGAGGAGGAGGCGGCGGAGGAGGAGGCGGCGGAGGAGGAGGCGGCGGAGGAGGAGGCGGCGGAGGAGGAGGCGGCGGAGGAGGAGGCGGCGGAGGAGGAGGCGGCGGAGGAGGAGGCGGCGGAGGAGGAGGCGGCGGAGGAGGAGGCGGCGGAGGAGGAGGCGGCGGAGGAGGAGGCGGCGGAGGAGGCGGCGGAGGAGGAGGCGGCGGAGGAGGAGGCGGCGGAGGAGGAGGCGGCGGAGGAGGAGGCGGCGGAGGAGGAGGCGGCGGAGGAGGCGGCGGAGGAGGAGGCGGAGGAGGAGGCGGAGGAGGAGGCGGAGGAGGCGGAGGCGGAGGAGGCGGAGGCGGAGGAGGAGGAGGCGGAGGAGGCGGAGGAGGCGGAGGCGGAGGAGGAGGAGGCGGAGGAGGAGGCGGAGGAGGAGGAGGCGGAGGAGGAGGAGGCGGAGGAGGAGGAGGCGGAGGAGGAGGAGGCGGAGGAGGAGGAGGCGGAGGAGGAGGAGGCGGAGGAGGAGGAGGCGGAGGAGGAGGAGGAGGCGGAGGAGGCGGAGGAGGCGGAGGAGGCGGAGGAGGCGGAGGAGGCGGAGGAGGCGGAGGAGGCGGAGGAGGCGGAGGAGGCGGAGGAGGCGGAGGAGGCGGAGGAGGCGGAGGAGGCGGAGGAGGCGGAGGAGGCGGAGGAGGCGGAGGAGGCGGAGGAGGCGGAGGAGGCGGAGGAGGCGGAGGAGGCGGAGGAGGCGGAGGAGGCGGAGGAGGCGGAGGAGGCGGAGGAGGCGGAGGAGGCGGAGGAGGCGGAGGAGGCGGAGGAGGCGGAGGAGGCGGAGGAGGCGGAGGAGGCGGAGGAGGCGGAGGAGGCGGAGGAGGCGGAGGAGGCGGAGGAGGCGGAGGAGGCGGAGGAGGCGGAGGAGGCGGAGGAGGCGGAGGAGGCGGAGGAGGCGGAGGAGGCGGAGGAGGCGGAGGAGGCGGAGGAGGCGGAGGAGGCGGAGGAGGCGGAGGAGGCGGAGGAGGCGGAGGAGGCGGAGGAGGCGGAGGAGGCGGAGGAGGCGGAGGAGGCGGAGGAGGCGGAGGAGGCGGAGGAGGCGGAGGAGGCGGAGGAGGCGGAGGAGGCGGAGGAGGCGGAGGAGGCGGAGGAGGCGGAGGAGGCGGAGGAGGCGGAGGAGGCGGAGGAGGCGGAGGAGGCGGAGGAGGCGGAGGAGGCGGAGGAGGCGGAGGAGGCGGAGGAGGCGGAGGAGGCGGAGGAGGCGGAGGAGGCGGAGGAGGCGGAGGAGGCGGAGGAGGCGGAGGAGGCGGAGGAGGCGGAGGAGGCGGAGGAGGCGGAGGAGGCGGAGGAGGCGGAGGAGGCGGAGGAGGCGGAGGAGGCGGAGGAGGCGGAGGAGGCGGAGGAGGCGGAGGAGGCGGAGGAGGCGGAGGAGGCGGAGGAGGCGGAGGAGGCGGAGGAGGCGGAGGAGGCGGAGGAGGCGGAGGAGGCGGAGGAGGCGGAGGAGGCGGAGGAGGCGGAGGAGGCGGAGGAGGCGGAGGAGGCGGAGGAGGCGGAGGAGGCGGAGGAGGCGGAGGAGGCGGAGGAGGCGGAGGAGGCGGAGGAGGCGGAGGAGGCGGAGGAGGCGGAGGAGGCGGAGGAGGCGGAGGAGGCGGAGGAGGCGGAGGAGGCGGAGGAGGCGGAGGAGGCGGAGGAGGCGGAGGAGGCGGAGGAGGCGGAGGAGGCGGAGGAGGCGGAGGAGGCGGAGGAGGCGGAGGAGGCGGAGGAGGCGGAGGAGGCGGAGGAGGCGGAGGAGGCGGAGGAGGCGGAGGAGGCGGAGGAGGCGGAGGAGGCGGAGGAGGCGGAGGAGGCGGAGGAGGCGGAGGAGGCGGAGGAGGCGGAGGAGGCGGAGGAGGCGGAGGAGGCGGAGGAGGCGGAGGAGGCGGAGGAGGCGGAGGAGGCGGAGGAGGCGGAGGAGGCGGAGGAGGCGGAGGAGGCGGAGGAGGCGGAGGAGGCGGAGGAGGCGGAGGAGGCGGAGGAGGCGGAGGAGGCGGAGGAGGCGGAGGAGGCGGAGGAGGCGGAGGAGGCGGAGGAGGCGGAGGAGGCGGAGGAGGCGGAGGAGGCGGAGGAGGCGGAGGAGGCGGAGGAGGCGGAGGAGGCGGAGGAGGCGGAGGAGGCGGAGGAGGCGGAGGAGGCGGAGGAGGCGGAGGAGGCGGAGGAGGCGGAGGAGGCGGAGGAGGCGGAGGAGGCGGAGGAGGCGGAGGAGGCGGAGGAGGCGGAGGAGGCGGAGGAGGCGGAGGAGGCGGAGGAGGCGGAGGAGGCGGAGGAGGCGGAGGAGGCGGAGGAGGCGGAGGAGGCGGAGGAGGCGGAGGAGGCGGAGGAGGCGGAGGAGGCGGAGGAGGCGGAGGAGGCGGAGGAGGCGGAGGAGGCGGAGGAGGCGGAGGAGGCGGAGGAGGCGGAGGAGGCGGAGGAGGCGGAGGAGGCGGAGGAGGCGGAGGAGGCGGAGGAGGCGGAGGAGGCGGAGGAGGCGGAGGAGGCGGAGGAGGCGGAGGAGGCGGAGGAGGCGGAGGAGGCGGAGGAGGCGGAGGAGGCGGAGGAGGCGGAGGAGGCGGAGGAGGCGGAGGAGGCGGAGGAGGCGGAGGAGGCGGAGGAGGCGGAGGAGGCGGAGGAGGCGGAGGAGGCGGAGGAGGCGGAGGAGGCGGAGGAGGCGGAGGAGGCGGAGGAGGCGGAGGAGGCGGAGGAGGCGGAGGAGGCGGAGGAGGCGGAGGAGGCGGAGGAGGCGGAGGAGGCGGAGGAGGCGGAGGAGGCGGAGGAGGCGGAGGAGGCGGAGGAGGCGGAGGAGGCGGAGGAGGCGGAGGAGGCGGAGGAGGCGGAGGAGGCGGAGGAGGCGGAGGAGGCGGAGGAGGCGGAGGAGGCGGAGGAGGCGGAGGAGGCGGAGGAGGCGGAGGAGGCGGAGGAGGCGGAGGAGGCGGAGGAGGCGGAGGAGGCGGAGGAGGCGGAGGAGGCGGAGGAGGCGGAGGAGGCGGAGGAGGCGGAGGAGGCGGAGGAGGCGGAGGAGGCGGAGGAGGCGGAGGAGGCGGAGGAGGUAACAAAGGCAAAUGUUGAAGAUAGUGACCAGAUGGAGUGUCUCGUACUUUUGACGAGCCUCAGUGUAUUCUCGUAG